AUGAUAAUAAUUAAAUCGAAUGCAUCAUUUCUUUAUAAUACAAAUGAUAAUUCAAAAACAGUUUUCGAUUGUCUUUAUGCUUAUAUAAUUGAUGGCCAUGCUCAAUAUGAACACGUUUCAUUUCGAACAAAUUAUCUAAUACCUUAUUGUCGACGUUCACUAUCAACUGACCCUAUUAAUAAAAUACAAGGAUAUAUAGAAAAUACAGAUACAUUUAAAAAUUUACGUUUACGAGGAAUUACGAGUGACGAUCUUCUUCGAUGGUCAACAUCAAUUGAUAUAAUUGAACAAUAUUCUAUAUAUCUCAGUAAAAAUAAUACCGGAUUUGAUGAAUUUAUUUUUAAUAAUUGUUCAUCAUUAUGGUUUGGUUCGAAUUGUCAAUAUACAUUUAAUCUGAGUAUACCUAUCGAAUCGUUUGGGGAUUUCGUAAAUUCUUCAUUUGUAGCUCGUAGAAACUAUAUGGAAAAAAUUUUGAUCCAUACUUGUUAUCCUCAUUUAUCUGGAUGUUAUCGUGGUCCUGAGCCGAUGUGUUUAGAUUGGCGUGAAAUAUGUGAUGGAAAAAUCGAUUGUAUUGGAGAUAGUUUUGGUAUCGAUGAAGAAUAUUGUGAUGAACUUGAAACAAAUGAAUGUAAAGAAGACGAAUAUCGAUGCCAUAAUGGAGCACAAUGUAUUCCAUUCGAAUUCUUUCGUGAUAGUCGACUAAGUAAAGAUUGUUUGGAUGGAACAGAUGAAACUGAAGAUAAUGGUGUCAUGGGAACUUUGCAUUUUAGACAACCUUUAGAAUGCAUCGAUUCAAUGAUAUUCGCUUGUGAAGAGAGAACAUGUCGUCAACCACAUCUAUUUUCGUGUGGCGAUGGAAGUUGUACAAAUUAUUAUAGAAUUUUUUAUCUUGCUGAUUUUUUCCCAAACGCUUGUCCAGGUACAGGUCGGGUUGCCUACUAUCGUCGAGCAAUGUAUAAAUCCGCCAAACAAUAUUCGAAUGAUUGUUAUCUUUUAUUAUUCUGUAAACUCGGUUUUUAUAAAAUUCUCAAAAAUGAUACAUACAAUAUAACACAUUGUUUAGGUGCAAAUUGGUUAUCAAAUAAUUGUACAUUAGAAUAUCUUUCAUUUCCUCGUGAACCUAUUUUCUAUGGUUAUUUUCAACCUCUUUAUUCAAAACAACUUUUGAUCAAAAGUGACAAUGGUGAUGGAUGGCCAUCAUACAUCUGUACUGAUCCACGAUUAUGUUUAUAUUUGCCAAAUGCAACAAGACAUAUAAAUGAUUUAGCUUGUCGUUCAGCUCCUAGAUAUGAAUAUCCUAAUCUGGGUUUGUCAGCUUAUUUGACAGAAGAUGCUAAGAUUUGUGCAUUAACGGGAAAUAUUAAUAAAUACGAAUCGAUUUCAUCUUUAUUUUAUUGUGAAAAAUCUCAUAAAUAUAUAUCGAAACAUCGUCUCAUUGAUGGUAUUCAGGAUUGUUAUCAUGAUGAAGAUGAAAGUUAUACACAUAGUUGUUCGUUAAAUGAUACUCAACGUUUUAAUUGUACAUCAGAAACAAAAUGUUUGUCACCUCUAGGUAUUGGCUUUGAUUAUCCUCAAUGCAAAAAUGGAGAAGAUGGAUACAUUGAAAGUCAUGAAAUAUUUGUAUAUUCACAUCUUUGCAAUCAUAUAAAUCAUGAUCCACAGUUACCACCAGAAAAUAAUGAAAACGAUGAAACCAGUUGUCAAUGGUGGCCUUGUCAUACACCGUAUACUCGAUGUGAUAAUGUUUUUCACUGUGCUAAUGGCAUCGAUGAAUUAAAUUGUCCUAAUGUUAAUUGUAAUAUUAAUGAAUUUAAAUGUCAAAUUAUUAAUUCAACUAAUAAUUAUUAUUGUAUUCCUCAACAAUAUAUUUACGAAAAACCAGUCGAUUGUAUUAAUCAUGAUUUUAGGGAUAAUCUAUAUCGAAAUAUAUUUUAUUCGAAUAGUUUAACUUUUAAUACUAAUAAAGAAUAUAUAUCAUGGAAAGAAAAGACCUGUUUAACAAAAAAUGAUAUUUGUGGUAAUUCAUCGACUAAUGAUCAACAAUUAAUAUGUAAUAUUGUUGAAAAAGAAAAUAUUCGUUUUAACUAUACAUUCUCAGUAGAUUUGUAUAAUAAUGGAACAUUAUGUCGCAUAGCAAAGAAUACUACUGACCGCGUCCGUAGUCCUUAUUAUUUUUCUACAUGGAAUUUGGGAUAUUUUCCACCAAUAAUAAAUCAGAUAUCAUUAUCGUCUCAACAAUCUAUCAAUAUUAAGCCACAAAAACCUCUCGAAAUACAUACUAGUAUUGAAUUAAUUGAACAUUGUAAUCGUGGAAUUGUUAUAUUCGAAGGUAAAUCAUUUGAAAAGAAAUGUUUAUGUCCACCUAGUUAUUUUGGUGAGAGAUGUCAAUGGCAAAAUCAACGCAUUAGUUUAACAUUUCAGAUACGACCAUUAGGUUCACAUGAGAAUAAACAAUCUAUUUAUGAAAUAUUCAUUUAUUUAAUUGAUGAUGAAAAUGGAAUAAUACAUAAUUAUGAACAAAUAAAUUAUAUUUCAUCGCUAGAUUGUAAUACAAAAUACAAUCGUUAUUUACUUUAUCCUGAUCGACCAAAAAUUGUCAAUCAUACAUAUUCGAUACGUAUUGAUAUUUAUGAAAAAUCAACAUUAAUAAACUAUUAUGGAAGUUGGAAUUUAUCUAUUCCAUUUCCAUUCUUACCAGUUAAUCGUAUAUCAACACAACUUCGUAUUCCAUCAGAAAAAUCUCAAUUAUCAAUAAAUUGUUCAAUUCAAUGUGGAAACAAUGGAAAAUGUUACAGAUAUAUUAAUUCAACAAAAGAAUUUUGUUAUUGUGAUCAAGGUUAUUCAGGUCGUUUUUGUAAUAUGACAUAUCAACAUUCUUGUUCAUCUGGUUCAACUGCUUUAAAUACAUCAAUUUGUUUAUGUCCAUUAAAUAAAUUUGGUUCAAAAUGUUAUUUACAACAUAAAUAUUGCCAAUCUAAUAAAACUUCAUGUCAAAAUAAUGGUAAAUGUAUACCUUAUAAUUAUCAUACAAAUUAUGAUAAUUUCAUUUGUUUAUGUCCUGAAAAUUUUAUGGGAUCUCAUUGUGAAUAUCAAUCAAACAGAAUAAAUAUUAAUUUCAAAAACGAUUCAAUCCCGUCAUUAGUUUUUGCUCAUUAUAUAAUUUCACAUGAUGAUAAAAGACAUGAAAGAAUAUUAAGGUUUAAAAAAAUUCCAUUUGAUCAAAAUUCAAUUGAAUUAUCCUAUACAACUCCGUUUAAUUUAUUAUUUAUUGAAUUCGAAAAAAAUUAUUAUCUUACUGUAGUAAGAGAAAAACCAAUUCGAUCUGAAAACAUUUUUACUACUAUAAAUCAAGAUUAUAAAUGUGAAAAUAUAAGUAAAUUUUUAAAUUCAACAAUACUUAAUUAUAAAACUCUUCGUCGAUUAAAAUAUUAUCAAUUACCAUGUAUACAAAAUCACAAAUUAAAAUGCUUUUAUGAUGAUAAAUAUAUGUGUGUUUGUGAUAAUAAUCGAUAUUCAAAUUGUUUUGAAUUUGAUCAUGUGUCCCAUGAUUGUCAAGGUAAUAAUUAUUGUAAAAAUAAUGGCUCAUGUUUUCAAGAUAAUCUAAUUUGUCCAUCAACUUCUGGAUGUAUAUGUAAAAAAUGUUAUUAUGGAAGUAAAUGUGAAUUAAAUACCAUAGGUUUUAGUACAUCACUUGAUGUUAUAUUUGGAUAUCAUAUAAAACCAUUUAUUUCAUUUACAAAACAAUCCACAGCAGUGAAAAUAACAGCAUCCAUAACAAUUUUAAUGUUAAUAUUUAGUAUUAUUAAUGGAAUAUUAUCUAUAUUAACGUUUAAAAGUGAAUCUUUACUUAAAGUAGGUUGUGGAAUUUAUUUAUUAACAAAUUCAAUUGUAUCGAUAUUAACAAUAACUGUAUUUACAAUAAAAUAUUUUCAACUUAUUAUUUUUCAAAUGAAAUCUAUAACAAAUGCAUCAUUUAUUAAUUUUAGUUGUAUAUUAACUGAUGUAUUAUUAAAAAUUCUACUUAGUUUUGGCGAUUGGUUAUAUGCAGCUGUAGCUAUUGAAAGAACAUCAAAUGCUGUACAAGGAAUACAUUUUAAUAAGUCAAAAAGUAUAUAUAUAGCUAAAUAUGUUAUACCGAUAAUAUUAUUAUUGAUAAGUUUAUCUUAUAUUCAUGAUCCAAUAUCUCGUCGAUUAUUUAAUGAUGAUGAUGAACAAAGAACAUGGUGUAUUCUUGAAUAUUCAUUAAAUUUAAAAACUUAUGAUAAAUUUAUAAAUUUAUUUCAUGUUUUAACACCAUUUAUAAUUAAUAUCUUAUCUGCUAUAUGUAUAACAAUUCAAGUAUUUCGAAUACGUGUAAAAACAAAGAAAAAGUCAACAUACAAAAAACUUCUUUGUAUUCAAGUUCAACAACAUAAACAUCUUCUUAUUUCACCAUGUAUUUUAAUAUUAUUAUCUAUUCCUCGUUUGAUUAUUUCAUUUUUAUCUGGAUGUAUGGAAUCAGUAGGUACUCCAUGGUUAUACUUAACUGGAUAUUAUAUUUCAUUUAUUCCACCAUUACUUAUUAUUAUAUUAUUUAUUUUACCUUCGAGAACAUACAAAGAUGAAUUUAUUUCUAUUAUAAGAAAAAUAAAUUUUAUUUCAAAAUAA
Adineta steineri is the source of this 4647-nucleotide messenger RNA. Lineage: Eukaryota; Metazoa; Rotifera; Eurotatoria; Adinetida; Adinetidae. The record is from the annotation of a GenBank genome assembly.